GUCAGUGUGGCGAGGGACGCUCUACCCAGAGGCUUGUUUUGUUUCUUGCAGCAUUAGACACAUGGAUAUAGCAGCCACUUAGUAACUAAGACGUCAUUAUUUUAACAUGAAAUGCUGUAGACAGCAAAGACAGGGUGAAACGUGGCCAAAAAAAGGGGAAUGCUAAUAGAGGAAAGUCUGGAUCGAAGGACCAACAGACUGAGACAUGUCUCCUGCUGAGAGGCUUAAGGUGCUCCUCUUCUUAGCGUUGUUCUUUGGAGCUAUAGGAUUUCUGUUCACGCUGCUCUCCUGUGGGACGGAGUACUGGCUGCUGGCCACUGAGUCCUGCAGCCAGCCAGAGGUCGGCUAUGGAGGAAGAGGUCUGAGAGAGGGGAAGAGCAGCACCAAGGCCAUAGGCGGUGUGAGGAUCUUCCAUGAGGGUCUGUUUUGGCGGUGCUCUUUCACAGCUGUUUCAGAUGAACACACUAUAUGGGACCUUUGGAUCUGUAAGAACCCUCACUCUGCAGUUGUGUCCGACAAAUUUGGCAGCAGCAUCUUAACUUCCUUUUUCCCUUCAGCAAAUCAGCCACCAUCAAAAGUCUGCCAUACUGCUUUCCUCUUCCCGUUUCCUGUUUAUGAGCCGAUGCAAUCAAGGGGGGAGCCACAUGGUUUUCCCGCAAAUCCAUAUGAACAUCACUCUGCCAUUGUUUUUAGGACCUUCUGGAGCAUCUUCCUCGUCACAGGUUUGGCUGCUGUCAUCAUCGGUGGAUUUGUUGUCAUCUGUGCUGGCCCACUGACCAAUCACAGGCUCUUUAAAGUGGGCGGGGCCCUUCUGUUUUGUGGCGGUCUGUGUCUGCUGGCAGUGGUGGUGAUGUAUGUGAUGUGGAUCCAGGUCUUGGACACUCUGGAGCAGUUUGCUCUUCAUCAGAGAGUCUCCACUUGCCCCUCGUUUCACCUCAGUGUCCAGCACGGUCCAUCUUUCCUUCUGGCUACGGUCGCUGUCUUCUUCUGUCUGCUGGCUGGCGUGCUCUUCAUCCUGAUUGGUCGGAGCAUUCAGGGGAUACAGAUGGAUAAAAGAGGCAAAAUUCCUGAUCUUCCAACAUCUGAUGUUUUACCUGUGACUCCCUCCGUAAAUACAGAGGAUUCAGUUUAAACAAGUGCCAUGAUGGGAAUUAUAUGAGGCCACUAAAAAAUGUACUGUAAUGUAAAUGUACUGAUAAAAAUGUACAUGUUGUCCUAACUUGAGGUUUAGUCGGGCAGCAUAAGUAGAAAAAACAGUGUUUUAUAUAUUAUGCGUGUGUAGAGUAUGUAAAAGGAGUUUAGAGGAACUUGUUCUUUAUUUGAAUAUUUCAUUUUAUGCAACUACUUUUCUACAGAACUGCAUUUCAUUUCAUUGCAUGUCAACCAGCUACAACAUUGAAAGUUCAUCAAUAACAGUAUUCCAAUAGAUGACAUUCAUAAUGUGAACUUUAUUACUUUUAAUAAAUUUAAUCUUCCUUGUA
This is a messenger RNA of Epinephelus fuscoguttatus (brown-marbled grouper), 1481 nucleotides long. RefSeq names its product transmembrane protein 182-like. The record is from RefSeq and is a predicted model, not a curated record. Gene Ontology annotation, cellular component: membrane. The transcript has 4 exons. Bases 206 to 1132 code for a protein of 308 amino acids. NCBI's taxonomy places the organism in Eukaryota, Metazoa, Chordata, Actinopteri, Perciformes, Serranidae.